AGGCUUUCCCUCUAUAUAAUAAAGCGGCCGCUCACGUUUUCUUUCUCUUGACUGCUCGCGUCGUCGCCAGCGCCGCAUUCAUCUCUCUCCGCAUCUGCUCCGUAUCAUCCGGACCGUAAGCGGUCGCCAAUCACUGAGGUCCAAUGGCGCUGGUUUUUCACGGUGGAAAUGGAAACAAGAACGCUUUCAAGGCACUCAUUGCUGCAGAGUACACUGGGGUUCAAAUUGAGCUGGCUAAGAAUUUUGAAAUGGGUGUAUCUAAUAAAACUCCAGAGUUUCUCAAGAUGAACCCAAUAGGGAAGAUACCUGUGUUGGAGACACCAGAUGGUCCGAUUUUUGAGAGCAAUGCUAUAGCUCGAUAUGUUACACGCCUGAAGGAGAAUAAUCCUCUUUAUGGCUCUUCGCUCAUUGACUUUGCCCACAUUGAACAGUGGAUUGAUUUUUCAUCUAUGGAAAUUGAUGUAAAUAUUGCACGGUGGCUUUAUCCACGAGUUGGAUACAUCCCUUACCUUGCUCCUGCUGAGGAACUAGCGAUAACUAGUUUAAAGAGGGCACUCGGAGCUUUGAAUACUCACCUUGCUUCUAACACAUAUCUUGUUGGCCAUUCAAUUACACUAGCUGAUAUUAUUAUGACAUGCAACUUAUAUGUUGGAUUUUCUCGAAUCUUGGUUAAGAGUUUCACCUCAGAGUUCCCCCACGUGGAAAGGUAUUUCUGGACUCUGGUUAAUCAACCUAAUUUCCAUAAGGUGUUAGGUGAGGUGAAGCAGACAGACUCAGUUCCAGCUAUUUCUUCACAAAAGCAACCUGUUCAACCUAAAGAACCAGCUAAGCCUAAGGAAGUUAAGAAAGAACCAAAACAGCAGCCUGCAAAGCCAAAAACACCUGAAGUAAAUGAGGAAGAGGAGGAUGCUCCGAAGCCUAAGCCAAAAAAUCCUUUAGAUCUACUUCCCCCUAGUAAAAUGAUAUUGGAUGAAUGGAAGAGGCUUUAUUCCAAUACAAAAACCAACUUCCGUGAGGUUGCUAUUAAAGGUUUCUGGGACAUGUAUGAUCCUGAGGGUUACUCUCUAUGGUUCUGUGACUACAAGUACAACGAUGAAAAUACAGUAUCAUUUGUGACCCUGAACAAGGUGGGUGGGUUCUUGCAGCGCAUGGACUUGGCACGAAAAUAUGCAUUUGGUAAGAUGCUGGUGAUUGGUUCUGAGCCUCCAUUCAAGGUGAAGGGACUGUGGCUUUUCCGAGGGCAGGAAAUUCCAAAGUUUGUGUUCGAUGAGGUCUAUGACAUGGAGCUCUAUGAUUGGGUAAAGGUUGAUAUCUCAGAUGAAACGCAGAUGGAGAGAGCUAAUGCCAUGAUCGAAGAUCAGGAGCCUUUCGAAGGUGAGGCCUUAUUGGAUGCCAAGUGCUUCAAGUAAAAGCCUCACAGCUUUUGCUUGAUCACAAUUGGAUGCCUGAUUUCGGCCUCUUCAUUUUUGAGCAGUUGGUAUCUGUAGUUUCAGUAUCGUUAGUUGUUGGGUAUCUGUAGUUUCAGUAUCAUUAGUUGUUGAUUUUUGUUUAAGUUAUCAAUCAGUACUCCCUAAUAAACCCCCGGUAUUUGCCUAGAGUUCUUUUUGUACUAUGAAUUAUUGUUUUUUCAAAUGAUGCUUGAUAUUGCCUACUUUUUAUUUCUAAA
This is a messenger RNA of Zingiber officinale, 1666 nucleotides long. RefSeq names its product elongation factor 1-gamma 2-like. NCBI's taxonomy places the organism in Eukaryota, Viridiplantae, Streptophyta, Magnoliopsida, Zingiberales, Zingiberaceae. The transcript is spliced from 8 exons. The coding region runs from base 144 to 1409 and encodes 421 amino acids. Gene Ontology annotation, biological process: translational elongation. The record is from RefSeq and is a predicted model, not a curated record. Gene Ontology annotation, molecular function: glutathione transferase activity; translation elongation factor activity.